This is a messenger RNA of Saccostrea echinata, 1053 nucleotides long. RefSeq lists its product as uncharacterized. Gene Ontology annotation, cellular component: cytoplasm. The transcript has 2 exons. The record is from RefSeq and is a predicted model, not a curated record. The coding region runs from base 6 to 500 and encodes 164 amino acids. Gene Ontology annotation, biological process: regulation of MAP kinase activity; protein dephosphorylation. Gene Ontology annotation, molecular function: JUN kinase phosphatase activity. Lineage: Eukaryota; Metazoa; Mollusca; Bivalvia; Ostreida; Ostreidae.
AAGAAAUGACCUGGUUAACAAGAUCAAGAUUGGGAAAUUAUCAAAGAUUGGAUGUGGACGAGAUCCUCCCAGGUGUAUACAUAUCCGGAUGUAGUCCUGCAGCUAAUGAGGAAAUUCUAAAAAGUCUUCAGAUAACCCAUAUAGUCAACAUGGCUUCCCUAUUUAGAAACAAGUUUCCAGAAUCGUUUUCCUAUCUAAAAAUAGACAUAGAAGACAUUGAAGAUGAACAAAUUCAGAAACAUUUUUCUACAGUGUUUAAAUUUAUUGACAGCUCUUUAACUCUAGGGGGACGCACUCUUAUUCAUUGCAACGCAGGUGUGUCAAGGGCAGGAACUAUAGUAACAGCCUACGUCAUGAAAAGCCAGGGAUUGGGUCUUAAAGAUGCUUUGAAAUUUGUUCGGUCCAAAAGGAAAAAUAACCCGACUAUUCCAAACGACGGCUUCAUGAAAGAGCUUAAAAAGUUUGAAAAACAACUGAUAGCAGUCAAUGUUAUCAAAUAAAUUAAAGCGUAAACAACGUCAGAAGUCCCAACGUUAUAUACGUUACAGCACAUUCUGUAGAGGAUUCAACACCAGUAAUAAUAGCUGGUUACCCGAGUAGACAGUUUCUACAGGGAAACAGUUGAUUCCGGAUUUUGACGGUGAACGUUCCCCUAAUGGUCACACAACAGAUCAACAAGAUGAAGGAGCUAGUCCUGUUCUAUACGUAUACAAUGUACUUUAAGUAUUCCUUUGGGAUUCGAUGCAUUAGCUCUUUUACAUAUUAUCUCAUCUCUUCCACAAUAUGUAUUUCCUGACCAUAUAAAAUAAUUUCAUGAUAUAGAGUGGGAGCAGGCAUGCACUUCGUUCUGCCUUUUCGACCCCUCAUUUAUCUAAUUAAUUCGGGUUAAUCAUUAUUUUACGAUCUAUUCUACUAGGCAAUAUUCGCCUCUACAGAAGUGUACCUGUUUAUAUAAUGAAUAUUUUACAAUGGCUAAAUUGGCUAGUCAAAACGUGAAGUUUAUGUGAAAAUUAAGUGGAAGCUUAACGUUUAAUAAACGGGGUGUGUGUCAUU